This is a messenger RNA of Didymella exigua CBS 183.55, 637 nucleotides long. RefSeq lists its product as uncharacterized. NCBI's taxonomy places the organism in Eukaryota, Fungi, Ascomycota, Dothideomycetes, Pleosporales, Didymellaceae. The transcript has a single exon. The record is from RefSeq and is a predicted model, not a curated record. The coding region runs from base 119 to 589 and encodes 156 amino acids.
GCAAAACUUCACUUGACGAUGCCACAGAACCGACGGAGAGCUUUCAAAGGUUAGUCCGACGAGACUUCAAGAUCACAUUGCUUACUCCUGUUACAGAGGUAUCUCACUCGAGACCGACAUGAGCGAUGCUAUGCCUCGUCAAGCCAUCCGAGUCGAGCAGACCUACGGCACAUACCGCCACGAACCCGACACGUUCCAUCAAUGUGCCGUGGCAUCACAGCAUCCAAGCCGCUGUACAAGCAACACGUCCGAGCGAUCGCCAACCGCCUCGAACCAGACUCAAUGGCUAGUCGGGACAGACAGUCAGUACGAUUCUUCGGGGUACGUAGAUCAGUCACCUUCGUUUGAGCAACAUCAAGGCAUUCUUCCGAACCACCAGUUGUCGCCCUACUGGAAUGAUUACGACCGACCGGGUGUAGUCCAGGCGGAUCACAUGGGUUCUUUUCAAUCCGAUUUUGACGGCCAAGAUGGAUCUGCAUUCCCGAACUCUCCUACUAUCUACGUGCAAGGACCAGAUUUUUUUCCAUCUGCAUAUCCGUCAUUCAACCAGUGGGACCAGGACAGUCCACAAGGCACCGGCAGGAUUUGAGAUGCGCGGACUUUUGACCUAAUUUGAAACACAUGGAUCUAUCCUGUC